Molecule: messenger RNA, 4235 nt
Organism: Podarcis muralis (Common wall lizard)
Lineage: Eukaryota; Metazoa; Chordata; Lepidosauria; Squamata; Lacertidae
Gene: PRRT2
Product: proline rich transmembrane protein 2
Cellular component (GO): membrane
Source: RefSeq, a predicted model, not a curated record
CCCCGCCCGAUCAGCUGAUUCUUCAUAAAACCCAAACCACAACUCCCUCCCCCCAACCUCAACCAGCUUGCCUUGAAGAAGCAGGGUCGAUUAGACCAUUUGAUGCACACACUCGUGCAAAGGGAGGGGAAGGGGCGUCUUUGCAGACAAAGCUGCCGAGUGAGCAAGUAGCUGCCUGCCAUGUCGGACGACGCUGAGAAGAACGAGGCUCCCCCAGAACAGGAGCAGCAAGGGAAGGAGGAGGAGAAGCAGGAGCCGGGGAAGCCUGAGGAUCAUGCCCAGGAGGAGGAGGAGGAGGAGGAGGAGGGGAAGCCUGAGGAGCAGCCCAAGCCGCAGUCCCCACCUAAGAGCCCCAAAGGCCCAGAGACCCCCGCAUCGCCUGUGAUGGUGACGGUGACCAUUGAGGAGGAGACGGUGGGGGAGCCGCAGGAGAAUGGGGACCCCCCGGGGAUUAGGGCUGGCUCAGCUGAGGAGAUAGGGACCACCCCGGCCCCACCCACUAGCCCCCCAGCCCGCUCCAAGUCGGCGUCGUUGAAUGACCUGAAGCCUCAGAACAGCAUCAAUGGCGGCCCAAGGGCUGUCGCGAGGGGCAGUUUGUCCGGGUCUCAGGUGCACUUAGCGGGAUCCGCGGGGUCUCCCCGGGCCAGCCUGAGCCGGCAGGCCUCUGCAACAGGAUCGGCAGCCGGUGAAGCUGGGGAGAAACCCAGAGACUACAUAUUCAUUGCUGCCCUCUCCUGUUUCUGCCCAAUCUGGCCUAUCAACAUCGUGGCCUUUGUGUAUUCUGUCAUGUCCCGGAACAGCUUCCAGCAAGGAGACAUUGACGGCGCACGGCGCCUGGGACGGGUAGCAAAGCUGCUGAGCAUUGUCGCGUUGGUCGGGGGGGUGCUCAUCAUCGUGGCAUCUUGCGCCAUCAACUUCGGAGUGUUCCAGUGAAGGCGGCACUCAACUUGCCACUUCAUCCCUAGCACCGAAACCUUCAUCUUUGGAGCUGGGAGCCAGCAUGAGUACAGAACAUCCAUCCCAUGUCCCCAUCCAUCUCUGAACCAUGCAAAAACAGGAGCACAAGAACGGAGACGAGAGAGAGAAAGAGAGAGGGACACGAGAGAGCGAAACUGAGAGAAACAACGUCUUUGCUUAUGCUUGCAUGUGUCCCAUCCUUCUAGGGAUUUUAGCUAACCAAAAAUAAGGUGAAACAGGAGAAAGAAAACAAAAAUUAGACGGGGAUGUAUUCUCAUCUCCUCUUUCCUCUCCGCCAUUUUCUCCCUCUCUCUCCCUCUCUCUCACUCUCCUUCCAUCCAUCCAGUCAUCUGUUCAACCAAUGACCCAUCUGCCCAUCUUCCAUCCACUGCCAAAUUUCGACAGCAAAUAAAACUCUUUCGAUAUUCCAUGUUUACAAGAACCUGCCGGAGAAAAGCUCUUUUUCCCCACCCCCCUGGGAAGGAGGUGGGGAGCAUGUUUACAUGUUUGCUGGGAACAAAUGAACAGAACCAGCAGCAGCAAGAGAGGAAACACUUCUUAGGUCUCCUGCUCUCAUCCGUCGUGUUUACAAAGACAGCAAGCAGGAACAAGCAGGGAAGAGCCCACCAGAGCCCACUGAGCGUUUUGCAGGUGGGAGUUUGUAGUAGUGAGUUAACUGUUGCGUCAGAGGAGGUUUGUUAACAAGAAGGCCAAAGCUGCCUGGAUUUGGUGGCACACACACCCACACAGGCAUGGAGGUUGGCUUGUAUAACCGAAUCCAUCACCCAGCCACUCAACAGGAAAGAGAACGGCAGUGAAAUUUACGGUAUUGGCUGGAGAAAUGAAUAAAAUCAGUGUCGAGGGAAUACAGCUCUGAGCAAAAUGUUUCCAACAAACGGGACCGGUGGAAGUUGGAGCGUGAAAGUGGAAAUUGCGGACGAGGCAACGGAGGAGAAAGAAGGAGCCAAGGGCCUUGCAAAGAAGGGAACAGACUGGUAAGAGUGGUGGUGGGUUUUAUUGGGGGGGGGGGAGGUGACACUACUCUCCAAGCUGAAGGCGCAAGUACAAAAGAGGAAGAAGGAAAAAAGGGCAGCUCAAGAAGUUGGAAGAAUGGCAAAUGAGCCAACAGGGGAACAGGGGAACAAAAACCCACCAGUCAUGAAGGAAUAGACCUGGUACUGCUGCAUUUUUACAUGAGAAAGUUGCUGGAAUGAAUGAAACUGGGAAGGAUAGAGAACAGUAUUAGUAGGCACCCCAUUCAGAAAAAAAAGAGAGAGAUGGGCCAAGGUAUCUCUUUUUCCUCUAGAAGACCAGUCGCUGGCAUUAGAGCAGGGCCACAAGGUGUUGGCUUGCAUAGGGUUCUUCAACAGGGAAAAGGAAAGCGGAACAUGGGUCUAAAUGGAAUCAGGAAAAGGCAGGAUGUCUAGCCGUUUCCGGAGGGGUAGCCUUGUCAGUCUGUUGCAGCAAAUGCAACAGGAGAGGUCUGUGGCCCCUUAAAAGAAUAAUGGUGUCUUGUGGCUUAAGCUGUCAUGUACAGAUGAAUCAAGUGGUAACCUGAGUUGGCAGGCUCAUCUAAAUGGCGGGGUGAGGAGUGAGGUCAGAGCGAAACAUAAUGCAAACAGUUCAGAUUGUGACAAUGACAUAAAAUGUAGGCAAACUAGUUGACAAAGUAGUAUUGAUGAUAACACCGGGAUCCUGACCUUGGUAUGCCAAUUAAUACACAUAGCUUACCAAUGCCAGGAUGCAGGUGUUACCAUCAACACAGCUUUGAUGAUGCAUUUAUUUGGGCAAUGACAGCUGUCACAGUCUGUACUUUUACAGCACAUUUCCCUCCGAUCUUGCUCACCUUUGUCCACCCUGUCCUGUCUCCCAAUUAUGUAUACUCCAUUCUUCUGAUAAGGUAGACUCUAGUCUACAGAAGCUUAUGCAGCAAUAAAUUAGUCUUUGAGGUGAGACAAUCCUCUGUUGUGUUUACAAUUUCAGAGAAGCGGGGAUGCCUACACAUGGCAUUUUGAAGUGUAUUUGAUGCGCCACAGGCAUGCGCAUGGUUUUUGUGUGGUUUUCAUGAUGUCCUUAUCCAAAGGGCAUCCUGUUUACCCCAGACCCCAUUCCCUGUGUUUCUUCUCAAACCCAACUUAACGUGGUAAAAGAAAAAAGCACAAUAAAUAAUAAAGUUGUUUUGUUGCUUUUGCUGCAAAAGACUAAGGGCCCUGUGGCACCUUAAAGGCCAUCAAAUAUCAUGGCAUAAACUUCCACAAACUACAUUUAUGCCAUAAUACAUUGGUUAGUCUUUAAGCUAUUUUGGUGUCUGUCAUGUUGGCAUAUGUGGCUAUUUAGGAGAAGCGAAGCUUGGCUGAACACUGAUUAAGAGAAACUGAAAGUAUCCAGUUGGGGUGGGAGUCAGCUGAGACAUUUGCUUAUUUAUAUCCUGCCUUUAUCCCAAGUUGGCAUGGAUUUAGGGCAGCAACAGGGCAGAUUGGAGCACACACAAGAGGCAAUGGAGGCAGUUAGGAGGGCAUAGAAAGCUGUUUAGGCCAAGCCCUUUGGCAUUAAGUUCGCCGGCCACACCAGGAAAUCUGAAUGUGUUUGCUCAGUUCUGGCACGAGGCCAUUUUUGAAAGGCAGAAUGGAUAGGGGAGGUCAGCAAUCGCACACUCGUGACAAAAGAAACAGAGCAGGAACUAGGGAGUGAGAAAACACCAGGGCCAGGAAAAGAGCCUCAAAGCAGAAAUGUGUGAGUGAGAGAGAGACAGAGAGAGAUGUGUGAUAAGACACCCCCCCUCCCUGAAAACAAGUUGAAAAACUGCUGGAUGGGGAAAGUUAUAUACACAGAAUUGCAGAAUGAAAGGCUAAUGUAUGAGAUCAGCUGGUGGUGCGAGAGAGAGAGAGCGUGGAAUGGGCAAAGGAAGCACCGAAGGCUACAAACUCCCUCUGGAUGUGAAAACGACCCAGGCCAGUUUAAAAUCCGCUGGAAGAGGAACUGUGUGUGUGUUGGGUGUCCGGUGAAGGGAAGCAGAUAAGAGCGAGCCCUGCGGAGCGAAAGGCUGGAGAAGAGUGUUGAGACCACACUGGUAAGCGGAGCAACAGAACACGAAAGGGGCGCCGGUAGAGGAGAGUCGAACUGUACUUCACUGACGGAGGAAUACACAAGAGAGCAUACACUCCAUACCAAACGACAACAACAACAACAACAACAACAACAACAACAACAACUAUUUUUAAAGGGCCCGAUGGACAACUGUGUAUGCUACUGGACAGAGACAACUGGGUGGGUGGGGU